AACAGGCUAACAGAGUCUGUUCGUCAGUUUGGCGGUGACUAUCUAGACUAUGACUUGGUGAUCACUUAAGGGACAGCGUACUUUGUGCUUUUUCUCGUCUGGGGGCUUUCUCUUGCCCUGAGGAUCGGAGUACGGUGGCAAGCAUACAUAACUCAUGCCAAGUCUGGAGAGGAUAUUCUUCUUCGGUCUGUUCUUCACCGAGUUUUGUCUUUCUCUUCUCGCCUUGUUCCGUGUUUUGUUUUUCGGGAUUCCGCCAGAUGAAGCUAAUCAUCGAGAAAGUUUAACCUCUGAGCAGCCACAAGGGGGGAACCAGUGUCUCGGGCUCCUGGGGCCGUGUGGGAUUUGUCAAAAUCCAGCCAUCAAUAAAUAUGAUCAACAGAUGACGAAGAUCCCCGAAGUGGAUUCGAUGGAAGAUCAGCCAAGCACUAAGCAUGGCCAGCGUCAUAUAGUUAGUAGCCCUGACUUACUCAUAGUCGAGUCUCAAUACUCAAAUACUGUACUCCAUAGUAGACUAGACUAGGCCAAAGGAAUACAAGGCAGGAUGCAACAAUAAUAUGUCGAGUACUCGGGUGACUUGAAUUUGAAUCUAAGACAAAGCUAGUGGUACCUUACUUUAGGAAAC
This is a messenger RNA of Aspergillus novofumigatus IBT 16806, 622 nucleotides long. RefSeq lists its product as uncharacterized. Lineage: Eukaryota; Fungi; Ascomycota; Eurotiomycetes; Eurotiales; Aspergillaceae. The coding region runs from base 155 to 520 and encodes 121 amino acids. The transcript has a single exon. The record is from RefSeq and is a predicted model, not a curated record.